CGACAUAGGAGAUUAAAAAUCUGUUUCCAAGAGGAAGUAACAACUGAGGGGCAGGUAGACUAUCAGCUGCAUAGUACGCAGUGGUUCAUAAGUGUCAUGUUUGACUACAAUGAAUUCGAUAAGGCUUCGUAAGCAAAAAGAUGUUAGUCACCUGCACCUCUUCCGUACUUGCUUGAGGACGAAGGCUUCAAUUCGUAGGACGAAUUUGUUGAAAGAAGUCAGACGAGGAUAGAGGAUGGUGCAUGGUGAGAGAUCCGCCAAUCGCAGUCUUGCUAUGAAGCAGCAUAUUACCAGGGUCGCUUUGAGUCAUUCGCUCGGCGUCGCCCCUGCACGCGCAGCAGCAGCUGCUAUGCGGCUAACGACCGCUCCUGUACUAGGAUUUUUUGCUGGCCAAGGCGAAAGCGAAACAAUAUCCAACCAUCUGCGACGCCAAAGAGCGUUGUUUUCUAAUAGCCGUGAAACUCGCAAGGAUGAAGAGAAUCGAAAUCAAAGUGCAGGAAGCAGCAGCAGCAGUACUGGUUCGUCUUUCGAAGGAGGCCAAGGAACAGGCUCAGUGUUUCGAGGACGAUUCGGUGGGACAAGAGCAGAAGCCGACACGGCUACCUGUAUGAAAGAAAAUUGACAUUAUCAUGAAUGUAACCGACGCAAUUGAAAAUGGAAAACAUUCUGCAUACGCAAAUAAAGGGUACAGAUGACAAUUUCCCAGUCUACUUCAUGUUUGCGUCCUCGGCACCUCGUGGAGGCGGGAAAAAGUAUCCUGGAGCUGUUCCGGAUCAUUUGUUAAGGACAGCUUUUAUCCAUCUUUCUCAGCAUCUCCAUACCCUUUCCCCUUUUAUUUCAUGGGGAAGGGGUCGAGAUGUUGAAUUUAAGCUGCCCCUAAAUCUGAAACACUUUCCGAGCUUCUGGCAUCACCGGCAAAUCAAGCAGCUUGAGAUGGAGCAGGGCCAGAGCGGAUCAUCAGGCGACGGAACACGAGUCUCGGAGUAUUAUGAUGCAUCAGAGAUGAGUCACUCUGUCUCUGACUGCUUGCAGAUGUUCGUCAUCGAGGUGAGUGUCAUUUGUAAGCUUUCUACACGAAGGAGUUCGAAAGUAGGAACGAUGGUUGUGUUCGGGACCUAAUGCGUUCCAGUGGAAGCCUAGGAAGACGUAAUAGUGCAACAACAGCUACAGCGCUAAUUUUUUGCUUCCGCACCGCCACCCGACAAGUAUCAGAGUCCUCAGAGCCGCGCGCCAGGCCAGACGCUGUAUAAGGCCGAGAGGAAAGACAUAGAAAUUCUAUCGCAAACAGACGCACAGUACGUGAUGCCCUGGGCCAACGAAAACUCAACGAUUUUGCGCGUCGUCCGCCUGUCAGACCCUGUCGUGUCUCCGGUCUAUCGUGCCAUUCGCAAUUACCGUAUCACAGGUGGCGGCGCUCGAGGUGCAUCACAGAAUUUUCUUAAAUACGAAAAGUUCGCAUAUGGUGUCGCCUGUGCGUGUAUAUUUUAGGCUGCAUCUUCUACUUUCAUGAAUACAACUAGUGCUAGUAAUAUCCAUAUUCAUCUCCUUGUAGAAUGGUUUUCUCGCUUAGAAGAAGUUUGACUUUAUGGUCGUUGUCCAGCUCCACCUCCAGGAAUAAUGGCAGGGGGAAACUCCCACCCUGUUGUAGGACGAGUUCAUUUUUUCGUUUGCUUCUCUGCUAAUCAUGUUUCUCCUUGGGCUGCUGGCAAUUGGAACGGAUGCAUUACAAGAAGAGACUGAUAGAUUUGCGAGCGCGGCGUAUGUCACAACCAGUUCAUGUCUUGGAGAAGUCACCAUUUCCUUGGGCCAAAGAUAUCGGAGACUGGGAGUAUCGGGUAAUCCAGACUAGAGGAGUAUUUGACCACAAGCGCGAGCUGUUCGUUGGUCCCAGAGUCCAAGCAGACCGAACUGGCAACGCAUGUUCGAAUGGCUACCUCGUUGUCACUCCGCUACUAUUGCAAGACGGAUCCACGAUACUUGUACAAAUCUUUUUUCAUGUUGAUGAUCAACAAGACAAAGUCGCGCCCUUACAACUACUUACAACAACUUCUAGUGAGUAGGGGUUGAUCUACUGGUUCUGGAUUAGUAAGUGUGACGCUCAUGUUCAUGGAAAUUGUGUAAGGAUUUCUAUCUACUGAAUGUGGCCAGCAGGUGAAUCGUGGAUUCAUGACGAGCAAGACCCUGCAGGAGCGUGAGGACGUGGAGGUUCCCGGCUGGGUUCGCGUGCGCGGCGUGCUCGAGACUGGGGAAGUGCCUAAUCAAGAAAAGAGUGCGCUGUACCUGAAAAACGAGGUGAGUACCGAGAAGUUCACCUGGCUGAUUGCGGAGGACCUGGCUCGAAACUCUGGGGCCCUGAACUACGAAGAGUGUGCGCAGGGCUUCAUCACCGCGUACGACGUCUUUUAUGAGGAAAAGCAGCAGAAACAGAAGGGUUUUACCAUGCGAAGGAAGGAGGACUUCCUCAUCAUGGGAUUUGAUGAAUCAACGAACUUCGGGUACGCAAUGCAAUGGUUUGGUUCUGGAUUUAUGAUGUUUAUGCUCUUCGCUGGUCGUCUUUUCACUGACCUGCGCUGGAAAUUCUGAUACUUUUCAGAACGCAACAACAAAGUUACGAUUUACAAAAAGGUGGUCUUGGUGCAAUAAGUAGAACAGAAACAGACAAGAAUAUGAAAAAUAUGAAUACUUGC
This is a messenger RNA of Amoebophrya sp. A25, 2687 nucleotides long. The record is from the annotation of a GenBank genome assembly. NCBI's taxonomy places the organism in Eukaryota, Dinophyceae, Syndiniales, Amoebophryaceae.